This is a messenger RNA of Branchiostoma floridae (Florida lancelet), 1606 nucleotides long. Its product is annotated as UPF0454 protein C12orf49 homolog. NCBI's taxonomy places the organism in Eukaryota, Metazoa, Chordata, Leptocardii, Amphioxiformes, Branchiostomatidae. The record is from RefSeq and is a predicted model, not a curated record. Gene Ontology annotation, biological process: positive regulation of SREBP signaling pathway.
UAAAAUUUGGAGCAGUCCACACAGAUUAUACUCCCACCAUAUUCCCAUGAUUUCACGGCGGAUUUUCCGAAGGCGCUGGUUCCUGGCUCUGGUUUUGGGCGCUUCUCUUCUCUAUUUCCUCGUCUCUGUCUUCAAACAGUCGGAGCAGUCUGUUGUGAAGGACACCGGAGACUACAAGCCUCCCGAGUUCGACUUCCGGAGGAAGAUCAGCUGGAAGCCGAGGUUCCAGGCGCGGAAUCUCGCCAACAAGACCGACACCAACUGCAGAAACUCCGUACAGGGGAAGGAAGUCAUCGCGGAUGAACGGGGGUUUGUGUGUGACCGAGAAGACAUCCUUGUUGGCGGAUGUUGUGAUGUGACGUCGCUCACGACGCGCCGGUUCACGUGCGCCAGCUGUCAGGAUAACGGCUGCUGUCAGGUGUACGAACACUGCGUCUCCUGCUGUCUGCAGCCUGAAAAGAUUUUGAGCUGUGUCUGGCCAAGUGUCGCACCUCCUCACAGAGUGUGCAGCAUGAGAAUUCAUAUCGCGACCCUAAAGCCAAGUUUUGUUACGGAGCCGACCCACCACAUCUCCAGCCUGGCAGAUAGCCCUGGCCUCUUGCCUUAGCUAGAAACAGUCUCUAUAGCUCUCAUUUAGUGUAUAUGUUAAAUUGUGUAUUGUACAAGGCCUUUUCCCUCACUAGCACCACUCUGAUGCGUACAUACUAGUAAUUGUUGAGUGUACAUGUCAAAUUGUGUAUUGGACAAGGCCUCUUGCCUUAGCUAGAACCAGUCCCUGGUGUCUACAUGCUAGUAGUAGUACUCUCGGUGUACAUGUCAAAUUGUGUAUCCUACAAGGCCUCUGCCCAUAACUAGAACCAGUCCCUGACGACUAUUUACUAGUACUCAUUCGGUGUGCAUGUCAAAUUGUGUAUUGUGCAAGGGCAGGCCUCUUCCCUUAGCUAGUACCACUCUGACGUCUACCUACAUAUUCAUUCGGUGUACAUGUCAAAUUGUGUAUCCUACAAGGCCUCUUCCCUUAGCUAGAACCACCCUGACGCAUACAUUCUAGUACUUAUUUGGUGUACAUGUCAAAUUGUGUAUCUAAUUCUCCCAAAGCCUGUUCCGUUAGCUAGCCCCACCCUGCCGUACUCACGCAGUGUCUACGUGACCCUGGGUAUCUUUCUGGUCCCACCAGCUGUGUUAAGUUUAGGGGGGGCCAUUUUCGCGCUGUCACAGUUGAUGCCCGUAUUUUGUAUAACAGUCGUCAGAGUAGCGAUCUUAUGUAUGCUACAGUAUUUGACUGUUAUGGUUAUAACUGAAGACUAGUCAGCGCUUGUUUGAGGAGACUUUUUGAGGAUUUUUGUUCGUUUUUUCUUCUUUGCGAAGCCUCGGGUGGAACGUUUAUGUAAAUACUACAGAGGCUGUUUGAACUACCUCCAUGGAGCUGUAUUUUUGGACUUGAUAAGCGAGGGAGAAGCCCAAACAUUCCUGAGGAAAAAGGGCGUAUGUUAUUAUUAAUUAGACAUAUAACCAGUCUCAUUCCUAUGUUACUGUCACACGAAAGUGUCAACAUCCUUGUAUAUGUAUAGUGAGAGUUUGCAAUAAAGUCCUGUUACCUGUAGUA